Molecule: messenger RNA, 1960 nt
Organism: Scatophagus argus
Lineage: Eukaryota; Metazoa; Chordata; Actinopteri; Scatophagidae
Product: coiled-coil domain-containing protein 38-like
Exons: 14
Coding region: 402-1901 (499 amino acids)
Source: RefSeq, a predicted model, not a curated record
UUCGACGAUAUCCCGCAUCACUAGUCACCGUGAAGGCAGCAGUCACCGUUACCAUGACCACAGCGGACAGGCAGCUGAAUAAUCAAACUGUGAUUUGUUUAAAGUGACGUUACGCGAUUAACAACAUUCAUAUUUGCAGAAUGUUUUUUUUUGUUUUGUUUUGUUUUGUUUUUUUAAAUGAAGCUAACUUGCUAACUUAAGGUUACUCGCUUCAGAAAGCACACCUGUGUAACGCACCGUCAUUUCUCGCUGUGGCAGGCGGCACCAAAGCUGAGAAGGUUUUACAGUUAAGGGUCAGCAGCCUUAACGCGGGAAGAGCCAACAGCCUCAAGUCAAAAGACCUCAGAAUUGAAAGGUUCAGGUCAGUUCAGUUGCAGUUCCAAGUGCCAGACAGUGACAGCAUGUCUACGGUAAUCGGGAAGAAAAAAGAGCACCAAAAAAAGGACCUGCGUAAAUUCGUGGAGCGUAAUGAUGACAAGAAGACAAAAGACAGGCCAGGACAGGUGGUGGAGGAGAAGGAGAAACAGGAGAGUAUGAAGAUUCCACUACACAAAAAGAAAAACGCAACUCUCCCUAAACAAAGUGAAAAAGCCGGCCCAUGCUGUGUCAUGUCCAGGAUUAAACAAGAUCAUUUUAAGAGGGAAGGAGAACUUGAAUUACUGGCCACUGAACGGGAGGGAGCAGAGCUGGAGGUGUGUCUGGUAGCGAGCAGGUCAGAGAUUAGGGAGUUGGACAAGGACAUUGCAGCAAAGGAGCAACGAGUGAGAGAGUUUGCAAUAAUGUUUGAGUCAGAGAAUUCCAAAUAUGAAGAGUUCCUCAAGAGGAUUGAGAAAAACUCUGCAGAUGCCAGGACACAUUUUGAAAACGAACACAAGUCUAAUCGGGAGAAGGAUGCUGUGACUGAGAAGUUAAUUGAUGAAAUAGAAACCAUUAAAAGUGAAAUCACCAAGAAUGAUGAAAUCCUGAAUCACUAUGAGAGAUUAGAGAACGUUCUGUUUAAGCUGUCACCUCCAGAGUGGCAGGAGACCCAGCAGGCUAAAGUCCCAUCUCACAGAGUCUCUCAGGAUGAGCACAACCAGAAGCCUCAGAAGUCAACAGUAAGCCAAGGUUUGGAGUCCAGUCCAGGUAGAGCCAGAGAGCCCACCCUGUCCUCAGCACCCCGUGACCCGCUGUUCACAAAUUCUACCCAGGAUGGCGACAGCUCUGAAUAUGAGCAGCUGGUGGAUAAGAUGACGGAGCUGAUGGAGCAGGUGCUGUUCUUGUCAAAGAUUUCCAGUGAGGUGAAUGAGAUGGUGAAAGACCUGCAGAAGAAGUUAAAGGCUAAAUUGAAGAAAAUGAAAGAGGAAGAAGAGAAGCUAGAAUUGCCGAUAAAAGACAUGAAGGACAGAAUUGACAAAGAGAAGAAGAGAGCUGUCGGGCUAAAGAAGAAGAUUGAGCUCCAUCACUCAAUAAAAACAGCGAACCUGGAUGCCACAUUGGACGCUCUGGACGUGAAGGUUACAGAAGUGUAUCGCUGCUGCGUGAACAAGCAGGUGACCAACAUCAGGCUCUUGGAAAAGGUGGCCAGUGUUGAGUACCGCAUGUCUUUGGUGCUGCAGCAAAUUGAGAGCAUCCCUGAAGGAAGUUUAAAACAACUGAGGAAAAUCAAGGACAGUGAGAGGAGGAGCAGGCUGUGUGAAGAAAAGCUGAGACAGCAGAGUGAGAGACGGAUAGAAAUGAUGCAGAAAUGCAUGCAAAGAUACUUGGGUGACCGUAAGAAAACAAGUGGGAGAAAACUCUUGCCCAGAUCCAAACCUGCUGAGCAGAAGUCAAAGUCACCCAAAGUCAGUGAUGAGGACGACAAUACUGCCGAGGAUGAAUUCCAUGCUUGCCUCUUUUCCAUGGAUGUAAACACAAUGUAAUUUUUCCCCAUUCCAUGCAAAGUCAAAAAUGUAGGAGAAAAUAAAAUCUCUGCUUUCCA